AUGCUACCAUCAUUCUGCGACGGCUUGCCCGUCAACUUCGCUACUCCGGACUCUACCUCCAACCCCAGACGGGCUUGCACGACGCAAUCAACAACAGACAGCUCGGGAGAAUAUUCUCAGAUCAACGGCUUCUACACGCCAUCGCCGACGUUGCAAGUCGCUGAAACAGCCCACCCGCCUCCGCAACCCCAGCAGCAUCACCAGCAGCAGCAGCCGUCGUCUCAUAGUUACCCGCUCCCGCAUAUCCACUCGGCGUCUUCGUCCCAGGGCAUGUGGCCCACACCACCGGCCACUGCUUGUGAAGACUUUGACGACUACACCUAUCAAGGAUCGCCAGCCAGUGCCUCCUGCGGCAUUCCCGUGGUCAACUGUUCUGCUCGAUCCUCUGCCACCAGUCCCAGAAGCUGGUCAUCCCCAGACACACACCACUCGAGCUACCCACGGCCUUGGAAGGCACAAGAGCUGCCUCCCUUCGGUAUGUGCCUCAACACGAUCCCCUCUGACGACCGUUACCACCAGCAAAUGCUAGCAUCGCCCUACGGCCACCACUCAUACCUGGCUAACAGCAUCGACCCGGAUUCCAUUAUGAGCCAGGAGGCACCACCUAUGACUCCAGAUCAUCCCGAGUCUGCUUUGUCCCCUCGCAGUGGAUCAUCACCGGGAAAAAACGAAUUCAACAUGCCCUAUAGAUUCGAUGAGGACGAAAUUUCUCCCCCGCCGCACCAAGGGGAGGGAGAGUGCGGAUCUGAGGCAGAUGAUGCGAACAAGGUGGAUGAACCCUACGCCCAACUCAUCUACAAGGCGUUUAUGAGCAGAGAGCGGCAUGCUAUGACGCUACAGCAGAUCUACGCGUGGUUCCGAGAGAACACAGACAAGGCCAAGGCGGAGAACAAGGGCUGGCAAAACAGCAUACGCCACAACUUGAGCAUGAACCAAGCAUUCGUCAAACGAGACAGGAGACCAAGCGCCAGCGAUGCUACGACGGAGUCUGGCGAGCCCAAAAAGUCGACGGAGUGGGUUCUUGAGGAUUGGGCAGUGCGUGACGGAGUCCAAAGCACCACACGCUACCGCAAGCCGAAUCCCAGUCGGCGGGGAGGCUCCGGCUCGCACUCACGCCAUCAUCGAGACUACCAGCCUUCAGCACGAGCAACAUCGGGUCGCAAAGGAGGGCUUACAGCAAGCAAGACAAAGGCGGCUGCCACUCGUCAAGCUAUGCGGAACAAGCACAUGUACAGCGGGGCGAGUUCGCAUUUCCCUAGUAGUCACUACUACCCGCGAAACCACGAUGCAGAGUAUGCUGGCUCAGUUAAGGACGAGCCAGCCACGCCUCCGGAUGCGUCUGUGGGUGACAUUCUGUUUGCCGAACCCCUUUCGACGAACGCCGCUAUCCCAGCCACCAACCCGGGAUACUACUACAGCCACGCACACGGUCACGCACACGGUCAAGGUCACGGCCACCACGCUCACCAACAUCCUCAUGCUCAGCAGCCACACCACCACUCACAGCCGUACACCCUGGAAAAUGUCACCGGCGUCUAUGACCAUCCGCCUGCACCAUCGGGUCCGGGACGCAACCAGUACAUGCUCUUUGCAGACAGUCAUGACGCGGCACCAGAGUCGUCUGUCCGUGUCAACAGCAUCAACUACAGCUGGGGCAAUAGCGAUGGGGGCGCACCAUACCAGUCCUAA
Molecule: messenger RNA, 1689 nt
Organism: Pseudomassariella vexata
Lineage: Eukaryota; Fungi; Ascomycota; Sordariomycetes; Amphisphaeriales; Pseudomassariaceae
Exons: 2
Coding region: 1-1689 (562 amino acids)
Biological process (GO): regulation of transcription by RNA polymerase II
Cellular component (GO): nucleus
Molecular function (GO): RNA polymerase II cis-regulatory region sequence-specific DNA binding; DNA-binding transcription factor activity, RNA polymerase II-specific
Source: RefSeq, a predicted model, not a curated record